AUGCUCGGUCAUCUUUCCCGCUUCGCUGUGUCGCUUCUUGUGACAACAGCAGCCUCUUCUCCGGUCCCGCGCUCUGAUCCGGCCGGAAAUAAAUACUUCGUAACCUUCGGGAGCUCUACUACACAGACCGGGUUUUCUGUCAACGGCACCGCUCCCUCGAGCAAGAAUCCAAUUGGCAAUCCCUCUUUUCCUGGAUCAACGACGACUGGCGGCCUCAACUGGCUAGGUUUUGAUAUCGCCGAGUUUAAUCACACAACAAUCUUAGCCUACAAUCUGGCUGUGGGAGGUGCUACGACAGACAACACACUUAUUCCAACAUACACGGAAGGUAUUGCGACCUACGUGGACCAGGUCAACACCUUUUACGAUGCAUAUGUCCACCAGGAAACCCCAUGGUCCUGGGACGACGUUCUGAUUGGGAUCUGGAUUGCCAACAACGACGUUGGCCAGUCUUUUGACAGGAACGACACUUCCUCUCUGUACCCGAAGGUUUCUGCCCGUUACUUCGAACAGACCCAGCGGCUGUACGAUGCCGGUGCCCGAAAUUUUGUGUUUCUCACAUGUGCUCCCCAGCAACUUACCCCUUUGAUGAUCGAAAAAGACCCAGAAAGCAAUGCAAAGGUUGCAGCUGCUGUCAAGCUCUACAAUGAGAUAUUGGAAAAGAACUUUCAAAAGUUUAAAAUGGCCCAUCCGGAUGUUCAAGCCUGGCUGGUCAGACCUUCGAAGUCAUAUGAAACUGCGAUUGCGAACCCACAAGAAUACGGAGCGCCAGACGCGAUUUGUACAAACGAGGACGGUGUCAGCUGCCUGUGGUGGAACAACUACCAUCCUGGAAUUCAAAUUCAUCAUCUUUUGGGAGCAGACGUGGCGACAACUGUUGGCACACCCUGGUUCAACCCCCAGUAG
Messenger RNA from Colletotrichum siamense, 906 nucleotides. RefSeq names its product Acetylesterase (gene aes1-3). The record is from RefSeq and is a predicted model, not a curated record. Gene Ontology annotation, molecular function: hydrolase activity, acting on ester bonds. The transcript has 3 exons. Lineage: Eukaryota; Fungi; Ascomycota; Sordariomycetes; Glomerellales; Glomerellaceae. Bases 1 to 906 code for a protein of 301 amino acids.